AGGUGUCUCACCUAGGCGCCCCGGCCGCGGCGCCCUCCCCCGCCCCGCUCGCCCCGCCGCCGCCCCCCCCCUCGGGCGCGGUGUAUGGCCGACGGCCACGGCACCGCCCUGAUCGACGAGGCCGGGACCGGGCAGGCGAGCUCCGCGCCGUCGGUGCAGUGGUGCGGGCUGUGCUUCUCCGUGGGCGACAAGGCGAUCCUAAAGGACGUCUCUGGCGGUCUGGAGCAGGGCCAGCUCUCGGCGAUCCUCGGGCCCUCCGGCGCGGGCAAGUCCACGCUGCUGAACGUGCUGGCCGGACGGCAGCGCACCGAGGGCCAGGGCUGCAGCCUCAGCGGCGCCGUCCAGGUCGGGGGCCAGGUCGUCUCUCCGCGCGAGCUGAAGCGGCGCGUGGCGUUUGUGAUGCAGGACGACGCGCUGCUGGCCACGCAGACGGUGGAGGAGUCGCUGCUGUUCAGUUCCGCGCUGAAGCGGCCCGGGCGCACGCGGCAGCAGCGAGCCGCGGAGGUGGACGACCUGCUGCGUGGCCUGGGGCUCUCGGCGUGCAGGUCCACCGCCAUCGGCAGCGCUCUGGUAAAGGGAGUGUCGGGCGGCGAGCGCAAGCGGACCUCGGUCGGCGUGGAGCUGAUCACCAACCCCUCCAUAUGUGGAGAAGGAAGACCCACGAGCGGGCUGGAUUCCUUCGCGGCCGCGGAGCUCGUGCGGCUGCUGCGGGCGUUGGCGCGGCGGGGCCGCGUCGUCUGCUGCACCAUCCACCAGCCCUCGUCCGAGGUGUUCGCGCUGUUCGAGCAGGUCACCUGCCUGCGCGCGGGGGAGGUGCUCUACCAUGGCCCUGGCGGGGAGCCCCUGCGGGAAUGCCUGGCCACGGCGCAGAUGCCGUGCCCCGGCGGGUACAACGCGGCGGACUCCGAAGAACAAACAGCUAUACUCGACGGUCGUUGAAAGUCGGUAUUGUGGAUCCCCUGCUCCCAAUCUACUUGUAGGUGCCUUCCUCCUACUUCAAGGGCCGAGCG
Molecule: messenger RNA, 1010 nt
Organism: Prorocentrum cordatum
Lineage: Eukaryota; Dinophyceae; Prorocentrales; Prorocentraceae
Source: the annotation of a GenBank genome assembly